Messenger RNA from Mesoplodon densirostris (Blainville's beaked whale), 1053 nucleotides. It is a transcript of the gene GNAT1, whose product is annotated as G protein subunit alpha transducin 1. Bases 1 to 1053 code for a protein of 350 amino acids. Gene Ontology annotation, biological process: adenylate cyclase-modulating G protein-coupled receptor signaling pathway. NCBI's taxonomy places the organism in Eukaryota, Metazoa, Chordata, Mammalia, Artiodactyla, Ziphiidae. Gene Ontology annotation, cellular component: heterotrimeric G-protein complex. The record is from RefSeq and is a predicted model, not a curated record. Gene Ontology annotation, molecular function: GTP binding; G protein-coupled receptor binding; G-protein beta/gamma-subunit complex binding. The transcript is spliced from 8 exons.
AUGGGGGCUGGGGCCAGCGCUGAGGAGAAGCACUCAAGGGAGCUGGAAAAGAAGCUGAAAGAAGAUGCUGAGAAGGAUGCUCGAACCGUGAAACUGCUGCUUCUGGGUGCCGGUGAGUCCGGGAAGAGUACCAUUGUCAAGCAGAUGAAGAUCAUCCACCAGGAUGGGUACUCGCUGGAAGAGUGCCUCGAGUUCAUUGCCAUCAUAUAUGGCAACACGCUACAGUCCAUCUUGGCCAUCGUGCGCGCCAUGACCACGCUCAAUAUCCAGUAUGGAGACUCUGCGCGCCAGGACGAUGCCCGGAAGCUGAUGCACAUGGCGGACACCAUCGAGGAGGGCACGAUGCCCAAGGAGAUGUCAGACAUCAUCCAGCGGCUGUGGAAGGACUCGGGUAUCCAGGCCUGUUUCGAUCGCGCCUCGGAGUACCAGCUCAACGACUCUGCUGGCUACUACCUCUCGGACCUGGAGCGCCUGGUAACCCCGGGCUACGUGCCCACUGAACAGGACGUGCUGCGCUCGCGUGUCAAGACCACUGGUAUCAUUGAGACGCAGUUCUCCUUCAAGGACCUCAACUUCCGGAUGUUCGAUGUGGGCGGGCAGCGCUCAGAACGCAAGAAGUGGAUCCACUGCUUCGAGGGUGUGACCUGCAUCAUCUUCAUCGCGGCGCUCAGCGCCUACGACAUGGUGCUUGUGGAGGACGACGAAGUGAACCGUAUGCACGAGAGCCUGCACCUAUUCAACAGUAUCUGCAACCACCGCUACUUCGCCACCACGUCCAUCGUGCUCUUCCUCAACAAGAAGGACGUUUUCUUGGAGAAGAUAAAAAAGGCGCACCUCAGCAUCUGCUUUCCGGACUACAAUGGGCCCAACACAUAUGAGGACGCGGGCAAUUACAUCAAGGUGCAAUUCCUCGAGCUCAACAUGAGACGCGACGUGAAGGAGGUCUAUUCCCACAUGACGUGUGCCACCGACACACAGAACGUCAAGUUUGUCUUCGACGCUGUCACCGACAUUAUCAUCAAGGAGAACCUCAAAGACUGCGGCCUCUUCUGA